This is a messenger RNA of Kogia breviceps (pygmy sperm whale), 3378 nucleotides long. It is a transcript of the gene ZNHIT2, whose product is annotated as zinc finger HIT-type containing 2. NCBI's taxonomy places the organism in Eukaryota, Metazoa, Chordata, Mammalia, Artiodactyla, Physeteridae. The record is from RefSeq and is a predicted model, not a curated record.
UCCAAAUAUUUUCUUCUUUUUGUUCUUUUUCUUUUAAACAGAAGAUAGCAGGAACCAUCGUGGUGGGGGAGGUUUUAUAGUGGCAGCAAUGAAGAGGAGAUAUUGAUUGAGUAGAAGGUGUAUCAGGGAACACCAGUCUAGCAUUUCCCUGCAUCUGGAACCAGCUGUGGCUUUAGUAGAAUCCAGACCAGGAGUCUGGUCUGCCCCAGCUUCAGAAAGUAUUGCCUGAUUACAUUAGUACUGCAGUGAUUUUGUUUGUUCUGAUUACCUGAUGGGACUUGCUAACCUAAUCACAGGUGGCGUGGCUCAGUUGAUUGUUUCAGUGUUCCCAGAAUUGGAGUUCUCGGGCUGAUUCAAGUUUCCUCCUAGCAGCACGUGCAUACCCGUUCAUUCAUUCUGCUAAGCCUUUUGAGCCUGCUGGUUCUUGGAAUACAGCAUACUAUGGGGUAAAGACCUUGGGCUCUAGACUUGGACUGCCUUGAGUUUGGAUCCUUGUUCCAUUUAUUCACUGGCUGGCUGACUUUUUUGGGGCUGUGCCACACAGCAUGUGAAAUCUUAGUUCCCCAACUAGGGAUCGACCCGGGGCCCCAGCAGUGAAAGCGCCGAGUCCUAACUCCUGGACCACCAGGGAAGUCCAUUGCCAUCAUCUCUUGAGAGUUGCUUUGAGGAUUUUACGGAAAGUGCUUAGAUCAGCACCUGCCCUCUAGAAAGUGCACAGAUAUAUUGGCUAUUUUUGAGUUCGACAGUGAGCUUCUUAGAGAGACAUUGGCCCCCAUCCCUUUUAGGAGUUUAGAGUCUUGUGAGGAAAGCAAGGAAAUUAUAGUUACAAGUGUUAAUGGCCUCAGAAAGUAAGCAGGGUGCUGUAAUAAAAGGGAGUGUGACAGGUGGACAGAUAACUAUCCUAGGGGAGGUCACUGACUAUGGGAUGUGUGAGACCUGAAACAGGAGCUGAUCAAGUGGUGAGAUGGUGAGAGUUCCAGCCAAGAGACCUGUGUGCAAAGGUGUGUGGCAGAUCCUGCAGGGUCUUGUCAGAUGUGGAGAGGAGUUUGGUUUGAGUCCAAGUGCAGGUCAGGGUUUUAAGCAAGGGCCUGAUGUGUUCUAACUGGUGAUCUAGUAUUUUCUCUGGCUGACUUUUCUGAAGGGCUGGCAAGAAAAAAGGAAACCAGUUAAGCUGGUGUCAUCCAGUUGAGCAAGUAGCUUAGACCACCAGUGGUGAAGGAGAUGCAAAAAUGAGCAAGACUCUUCAGAUCCAUCCAGAUCUUGGUAGGGAAACAGAUGAUCCAAACUGAGAUAGAGACAAGGUAUUUCGAAGGCAGAACUGACUAGAGGUGGGGCUGGGUAUGAGUGAGGUGAGGGACCAAAGAACCAGAGCUUACUUUUAGGGGUGCCAUGGAUCGAGGCUUUACAGUGCUUGGCACAGUUUGUGAGUCGUCACUCGUACUCUACCACAAACUGUAAGUUCCAUUAGGGCAGGAACCUCAUCUCAUUUUGCUCUUCAGUGUGUUUUCGCCGCCUAGUGUGAAGUUUGCACUUCAAAGUUGGAUAAGGAAGUCAAGCAGGAGCUCAAAUAUUUGUUAAUGCUCCUUUCUUCUCAAGAGGGGAAAUGCCCCCAACACACCCAGUCUAGGCUAGGUACCCCACCUUGGCCGCCUUCCACUCUCCCCUUUGUCUGUGUCCCCUAGUAGAAUGGCUGCCCCUUCAGCGUAGGGACGCCUCAUCUCCCAAGGGCUUGACACAAUUAGUGGCCCAGAGUAGAUUGUUAGCAAAGAUUGGGUUUUGCCGCAGCGCUUUAUAGUGCUAAAAAGGCAACCACUAGGGGGCGAGCUGAUACCGGCGAGGCGUCCACCGGACGCACUUUCCCUACGCUCCCACCGCGCAGGGCCGGGCUCCGCCGAAGCGCGGGACUGAGCUCGUACCUCCCCACCGGUUCCGGCGCAUGCCCAAGGGCGGCUCAAGAGAGGGGUGGGGCUUGGCUUCCGAGUGUGGGCGGAAAGUGACGAGAGUCCUCGAAGAGCUUUGACUAAGCGCUCGGUCGGCCCCGCAAAGAGGCGGAAGUAACCGAGAAGCGCCGGAAGAUUCCGAUCUGCUGCCCUGGAGCGUUGCGGAUGGUGUGCGGCGCCAGUUGCCAUGGAGCCGGCCGGGCCUUGUGGUUUCUGCCCCGCCGGGGAGGCCCAGCCAGCGCGCUACACCUGCCCUCGCUGUAACGUGCCCUACUGCUCGCUGCGGUGCUACCGGGCGCAUGGCACCUGCGCCGAAAACUUCUACCGUGACCAGGUGCUGGGAGAGCUGCGCGGUCGCAGCGCCUCUCCCAGCCGUCUGGCCAGCGCCCUACACCGGCUGCGUCAGCAACGUGAGACCGAGGAGGACGAGCCCGAGGACGCAGGCCUCAGUUCUGGUCCGGCGCCCGGCGGCCUCUCAGAACUCUGGGAGCGGCUGGCCCCGGCCGAGAAGGCGGCCUUCGAGCGGCUGCUGAGCCGAGGCGAGGCCGGGCGGCUGCUGCCCCCGUGGCGGCCUUGGUGGUGGUGUCGCGGCGUCGGGCCGCGGCUUCUGGAGGAGCUGGGUGAUGCCCCGGGCUGUGACGCCGAGGAGCUGGAGCCGUCCCCUGCGAGGACGCCACCGGAACCCGAGAAGGAUGAGCCUGGGGCUGCCGAGCCAGUUCUCGGAGACGUCCCCGGGGCCUGCCCUCCCGCCGUGCCCACCCGGAUCCCCACGCUGGCCAGCCUGAGCAGGGGCCGGGCGUCACCGCUCGUGCGCUUCCAGCUGCCCAACGUGCUGUUCGCCUACGCACACACUCUUGCCCUGUAUCACGGCGGCGACGAGGCACUGCUCUCUGACUUCUGCGCCACGCUGCUCAGCGUUUCUGGAGUCCUGGGCGCACAGCAAGUCUUCGCCUCUACCGAGGAGGCCCUGCAGGCCGCAGCCCACGUGCUGGAAGCAGGCGAGCAUCCCCCCGGACCCCUGGGCACACGGGGUGCCAUGCGCGAGGCCGCCCGCAUCCUGCUGGGUGAGGGCCUGGCCAACCAGAAAGGCUACACAUUGGCAGCACUGGCGGACCUGGCACAGACCCUGGGCCGGGCCCGGAAACAAGCUGUGGCCCCUGAGGAACGAGAUCGCCUCUAUCGGGCCCGAAAGAAGUGCCAGUUCCUGCUGUCUUGGACCAACGAAAAUGAGGAGGCCCUCACACCCCUGGCUUUAGACUGCGCCAGGGCCCACCGAGCCCACACUGUGGCAGCCGUGGAGGUGGCAGCCCUCACUGGGGAGCUGGAGCAGCUUUGGGGAGGCCCCCUGCCACCUGCCCGUAGGACUCUCAUUGAGGAGCUCCUUGGCUGAACUGGACACUCUUUGUCAUUAAUAAAGCUGUGACUGAUCUGCCCUGUC